Molecule: messenger RNA, 1266 nt
Organism: Planococcus citri (citrus mealybug)
Lineage: Eukaryota; Metazoa; Arthropoda; Insecta; Hemiptera; Pseudococcidae
Gene: e(y)2
Product: enhancer of yellow 2
Exons: 3
Coding region: 188-457 (89 amino acids)
Biological process (GO): poly(A)+ mRNA export from nucleus; positive regulation of DNA-templated transcription; regulation of transcription by RNA polymerase II
Cellular component (GO): DUBm complex; SAGA complex; nuclear pore
Molecular function (GO): transcription coactivator activity; chromatin binding
Source: RefSeq, a predicted model, not a curated record
UUUAUUGAAAAAUUUGGUUAUUCUUUUUUCAUUGCUUUAAAAUUUAGUAAUUAUAUGCUCGAUUUUAAUUAUUCUUGAAUAUAUCGUUGAAAAGAAGCUCUACGUUCUUCGAGAUGACCUCAGAAUAAUAAAUUUCAUCGUCCAAGUUGUACCAAGAAGAGCUAUCGUUGGUGAACAAACAUCCAAAAUGAACCCAGAAAAAACUGAUUACACUCCGAUCAAACAAUUACUGUACAGACGCCUCACCGAAAGCGGUUGGUGCGACCAAGUUAGGAUGCUCGUUCGUUUAAAAUUAAAAGAGAAUAGGAAUAUUUCUGUCAACGAAUUGGUAGAAAGCUCUUUGCCAAAGGCUAGAGGAAUAGUUCCAGCUGCAAUUAAACGUGAAAUGUUGCAGAAAUUAAAGGACGAAAUUUUACGAGAUAGUGGAUAUUACGACGCUGAAGGAAAUCCAUCGUAAUUUUUGUGCUUUAAACACUUUUCCUCUUUGGCUUCUCCCUUAUUGAUAUUUCAUCUUUCCAUUCAACCAUUUCUCGUAUUGUAAAUAUGUAUGUUUUUUAAUAAUUUUUUCGAAUCAAUAUAUUAUUAUAUCCUUUGCUAUGUAUAUUUUCGUUUAUGUUGAGAAAGAAACAUUAUAGUUUAACAUAAAAACAUUAUAUUGAGAUAUUUCUGACAACUUUAGGUACUAUUAUAACUAUAUACAUUCACUUCGGUUUGGGAAAAUCUUUCAAUAACGUGUUGACUUGAGGAGCUGAUAAAUCUUUCAAUCCAGGCGUCACUAUACCGGAACGUUGGUUCUUUAUUUUUUGAUCUCUAUUGGCGAAAUAACUCUCGUUACAUUGGCGAAAUUUGUUUGUUUCAUUGGUGCACAUCGUCUGAUCGAAUUCGUUUUUCUUCAAGCAAGCCAUCAUGAUGAACAUUUCUUGAAUACAGGCACCGCUACUGAACUUCUGUUUAUUACCAGCUACAUUGCUUCUUAAUUCCAUACGCAUUUCUGGUCUGAAUUUUAUAUGCUUCUCGUUUGUGGUGUAUUUCUGCCAUGGGUAACGUCUGUAUAGCGUUUCGGUUAACUUCAUGAUGGUCCAAAGCACAAGACGAUGUAACAAUGACGACAGAAAAUGGAAGGAUCACGAAUUUACGUUGUUAGCAUGUAGAAGAUCAGGAGUAGUAACGAAUUUGACACAAUUUUCUACUAAAUUUUCAUAUUUUUCGCUAGAUUUUCCCAAAUUUAGCUGUUUUAUCAUUUUCUGAUUUUCUGAAUUUUCUGAU